Molecule: messenger RNA, 1173 nt
Organism: Lottia gigantea (owl limpet)
Lineage: Eukaryota; Metazoa; Mollusca; Gastropoda; Lottiidae
Exons: 1
Cellular component (GO): cytoplasm
Molecular function (GO): beta-1,4-mannosyltransferase activity
Source: RefSeq, a predicted model, not a curated record
AUUUUCCUAUACCUAGCAAGAAUCUUACCUAUAGUGGCGCUACUCCCAGUGGCGGUCUCAAACUUUCUGGGACUGGCCAUUUUCAACACGCAAGAGAAUCAACACAAACUAAAAUCUUCAACUCUAUUUGCGCCUUUCAUUUGUUUCCGAGUAUUUGUUGACAACGAUACUAUCUUUUCCGGACAAAUGAGAUCAAUCGUCGAACAAAAUAUUAAGACUUGCCUAAACGUCGGCUUACGGAAUUUUAUUUUCGAUGUUGUGACUGAACGAUCCUUAGGACUAGUUCCAUUGAAUUAUCUUCGUGAACUCAUAGUGCCAUCGAAAUACCAAACAGUGUUAAAUAGUCAAAGGAAGUCUCGUGCCUGGCAAUAUUGUCUUGAAGAAGGCGUUAAUUUAUUUUCUUAUGACGACUGGAUAGUUCAUUUGAAUGUGGGAACUGAAAUGUCCAAUAAUUCUGUGAUAAGCAUUGCUAAUUUUAUAUAUGAUAACAAAUUUUUAAUAGGUCAAGGACAAGUGACUUGCAGAAGCACAUCAGCUAAUGUAAUUUCUGUUAUGUCCGAUUCACUUCGCAUUGCAAUGGAUUAUGGAAUGUCGCGAUUUGGUCUCCGAUGUAUGAAUAUGCCUCUAUUUGGUGUUAAAAGUACAUUUCUCUUGUGCAACGCUGGAGUGGAAAACAGUAUUGGAUUUGAUUUCGGUAGUAAACCAGACAUGACUGUUGAGAAUAUGAUGGUGUUGAAGGCCUGGCAGCAAGGACACAAAGUGGGACACAUUGAUUGUGAAAUGUAUGAAAAAGAAACUAAUUCAGUAUUUCAAUUUGUUAACCAAAGAUGCUUAUUUAUAUCUGAAAUCCUACAAACUAUCUCAAAUACUCAUGUAUUUUUUAUAUACAAAAUAGGAAUUUUCAUGGCGCUUGCACACACCAUGUUAAUGCAUUUUGCAAUAUCAUAUUUCGUCCUCCAUUUUAUAUUCCCUUUAUCCGGCACUAGACCAUUUACAUUGGUGUACGGAUUUAUUUUUGGGUUAAUAUAUUUCAUGAAUGUAUUCGGUGCCUUUAAAACUCAUUCGUUUCAUAUUAGGGACAGUAUAAAACUAUUGGUGUUGACAAUACUUAUGGUUCCGUUCAGUUUACUGAUUGAAAGUUCCGCUCUGUAUCAAUUCCUAUUUUCAAAACAA